AUGAAACACCUUUUGACACUCGCUCUUUGCUUCAGCAGCAUCAAUGCUGUCGCUAUCAACAACCCUCACAAGGCUUCAGGAGCUGAAAAGCCUGAAGGCAGCCUCCAGUUCUUGAGUCUUAGGGCCUCAGCACCCAUUGGAAGCGCCAUCUCUCGUAACAACUGGGCCGUCACUUGCGACAGUGCACAGCCAGGAAAUGAGUGCAACAAAGCCAUUGAUGGCAACCGUGAUACUUUUUGGCAUACAUUCUAUGGAGCCAAUGGAGAUCCAAAGCCCCCUCACACUUACAAUAUUGACAUGAAGACAACCCAGAACGUCAAUGGCUUGUCUAUGUUGCCUCGACAAGAUGGCAGCCAAAACGGCUGGAUCGGUCGCCACGAAGUUUAUCUAAGCUCCGAUGGUAAAACCUGGGGAAGCCCAGUUGCUACUGGCAGUUGGUUCGCCGAUUCCACAACCAAAUACUCCAAUUUUGAAACUCGUCCUGCUCGCUAUGUUCGUCUGGUCGCUCUCGCUGAGGCUAAUGGCCAGCCUUGGACUAGCAUUGCCGAGAUCAACGUCUACCAGGCUAGUUCUUACACAGCCCCUCAGCCAGGUCUUGGACGCUGGGGUCCGACUAUUGACUUGCCGAUUGUUCCUGCGGCUGCUGCCAUCGAGCCUACAUCGGGCCGUGUCCUUAUGUGGUCUUCAUACCGUAAUGAUGCAUUUGGAGGCUCCCCUGGCGGUGUCACCCUGACUUCUUCCUGGGAUCCAUCCAGCGGUAUUGUUUCUGACCGCACUGUGACUGUCACCAAGCAUGAUAUGUUCUGUCCUGGUAUCUCCAUGGAUGGCAACGGUCAGAUCGUGGUCACAGGUGGUAAUGACGCCAAAAAGACAAGUCUAUACGACUCACCUAGCGAUAGCUGGGUUCCAGGACCUGACAUGCAAGUUGCUCGUGGAUAUCAGUCAUCAGCUACCAUGUCAGACGGUCGCGUUUUUACUAUUGGCGGUUCUUGGAGCGGUGGCAUCUUUGAGAAGAAUGGCGAAGUCUAUAGCCCGUCUUCAAAGACAUGGACGUCCCUACCCAAUGCCAAGGUCAACCCCAUGUUGACAGCUGAUAAGCAGGGAUUGUACCGUUCGGACAACCACGCGUGGCUUUUUGGUUGGAAGAAGGGAUCAGUUUUCCAAGCAGGACCAAGCACUGCCAUGAACUGGUACUAUACCAGUGGAAGUGGUGACGUAAAGUCAGCCGGUAAACGUCAAUCCAACCGCGGGGUGGCCCCUGAUGCCAUGUGCGGAAACGCUGUCAUGUACGACGCAGUUCAGGGCAAGAUCCUGACUUUUGGUGGUUCCCCAGACUAUCAAGACUCUGACGCCACAACCAACGCUCACAUCAUUACGCUUGGUGAACCUGGAUCAACACCCAAGACUGUCUUUGCUAGCAAUGGCUUGUACUUUGCCCGAACCUUUCACACCUCUGUUGUUCUUCCAGAUGGAAGCACGUUUAUUACAGGAGGCCAGCGACGUGGAAUUCCGUUUGAGGAUUCAACGCCCGUGUUGACACCAGAGAUUUAUGUCCCUGAGCAAGACACCUUCUACAAGCAAAACCCCAACUCUAUUGUUCGUGUAUAUCACAGCAUUUCCCUUUUGUUGCCUGAUGGUAGGGUGUUUAAUGGCGGCGGUGGUCUUUGCGGCGACUGUACUACGAAUCAUUUUGACGCGCAGAUCUUUACGCCAAACUAUCUCUACGAUAGUAACGGUAACCUCGCGACGCGUCCGAAGAUCACCAGGACCUCUACACAGAGCGUCAAGGUCGGUGGAAGGGUUACAAUCUCAACAGAUUAUUCGAUUAGAAAGGCGUCGUUGAUCCGUUAUGGUACAGCGACUCAUACAGUCAAUACUGACCAGCGCCGUAUUCCUCUGACUCUGAUGAACAACGGAGGAAAUAGCUAUUCUUUCCAGGUUCCUAGUGACACUGGAAUUGCUUUACCUGGUUAUUGGAUGUUGUUUGUGAUCAACUCGGCGGGUGUACCGAGUGUAGCUUCGACUAUUCGCGUUACUCAAUAG
This is a messenger RNA of Fusarium venenatum, 2043 nucleotides long. RefSeq names its product galactose oxidase precursor. The record is from RefSeq and is a predicted model, not a curated record. Lineage: Eukaryota; Fungi; Ascomycota; Sordariomycetes; Hypocreales; Nectriaceae. Gene Ontology annotation, molecular function: protein binding.